AUGAAAACAAUGCUCGACUCCGACGGCAGCGUCGCCUCUGGGAGAGUGGCUGGGAAGUGGGAGCUCGUCGGCACCGAGUCAAUGGGCGAGGGCGCCAUCUUGAGCGUCAGCUGGCGCGCGUGUGUGCGCCGCGCCCCCGCCAAUAAUUUCGUUUCUCGGCUGACAGGGCUCGACUCCACCGGGACGGAGGGGCGUCGGGGGGGCCCGAGGGGGGCGGCGGCGAUCAUCCAU
Iphiclides podalirius (scarce swallowtail) is the source of this 231-nucleotide messenger RNA. NCBI's taxonomy places the organism in Eukaryota, Metazoa, Arthropoda, Insecta, Lepidoptera, Papilionidae. The record is from the annotation of a GenBank genome assembly.